AUGGCCAAGAGGUCGCGCCAGGAACCCAAGAGGUACUAUAGCUAUGUGCAAUUGAAGACUACACUAAGGCAAUCGGUAGGUACUUUGGAAAACCCCGAAGGUGGGCUGUCUGUCUCAGAUUAUGAAAACGAUGAGACGCCCAAGAGGUAUUUCGAAAAUUUCUAUAAAAUAGACGACGGGCGUGCAGUUCCACGAGAGUGCUUAGACACCCCUCUAAUAGGUGAUGUGGAAUUCUCAGCUAGUUGUGUUCUCAAGGUUUUGGAGAACUUGAAUGUGAACAAGUGUGCCGGCAGCGACGGGCUACAUCCGGCCGUCAUCAGGCCACUGGCUCAGGCACUCGCCCCGGCGAUAACCGCACUCUAUCAGGAGUCUGGUUGGAUCCCGACGCCCUUCUGA
Molecule: messenger RNA, 396 nt
Organism: Echinostoma caproni
Lineage: Eukaryota; Metazoa; Platyhelminthes; Trematoda; Plagiorchiida; Echinostomatidae
Source: the annotation of a GenBank genome assembly